This is a messenger RNA of Nerophis ophidion (straightnose pipefish), 2326 nucleotides long. RefSeq names its product T-cell leukemia homeobox protein 1-like. The coding region runs from base 40 to 894 and encodes 284 amino acids. The record is from RefSeq and is a predicted model, not a curated record. Gene Ontology annotation, molecular function: RNA polymerase II cis-regulatory region sequence-specific DNA binding; DNA-binding transcription factor activity, RNA polymerase II-specific. Gene Ontology annotation, biological process: regulation of transcription by RNA polymerase II; animal organ development. Gene Ontology annotation, cellular component: nucleus. The transcript is spliced from 3 exons. NCBI's taxonomy places the organism in Eukaryota, Metazoa, Chordata, Actinopteri, Syngnathiformes, Syngnathidae.
GUCGGCAACGGCGGGAGUCUUUGUUGUCCUUGGUCCUCGAUGGACGUGUGUUCGUCGCGCGGGUGCAUGGAGGUCAUGGAUCAAGUUGGACACGUCCAGCCGCACGUGCACGCGCAGGACCCCAUCAGCUUCGGCAUUGAUCACAUUCUGCACGGCGGCGGCGAGCACCCGUGCAUGUUGGCCACGAGGAUGCACGAGCCGGACUAUGGUCACCUGUACACGUGCGACGCCGGCAACGGCUUUCCGUGCGUCAGCGUUCACAGCGACGGCUACCACGUGAACGCAGGCUCCAACGUCAACUCGUCUGGGGUCAUCCGCGUGCCCGCGCACAGACCUGGGACUGGCGGGGGUAUGGCAUCCAUGACCGGAAGUGUCAACAACCUGAGCACGCUCACUUUCCCGUGGAUGGAAAGCAACAGAAGAUACACCAAAGACAACUUCACUGUGUGUGUGACUCCACGCUCGGUACCGCGCCGUGUGGGACACCCUUACCAGAACCGAACUCCCCCCAAGAAGAAGAAGCCUCGGACUUCGUUCAGUCGACUCCAGAUCUGCGAGCUGGAAAAACGUUUUCAUCGACAGAAAUAUUUAUCAUCUGCGGAGAGAAAUAUUCUCGCCAAAGCGUUGAAGAUGAGCGACGCGCAGGUGAAGACUUGGUUCCAAAACAGAAGAACCAAAUGGAGGAGGCAGACGGCAGAGGAGAGAGAAGCAGAGCGUCAGCAGGCAAACAAAAUAGUUCUUCAGCUCCAACAGGAAGUUUUCCAGAAGUCCAUCAAACAAACUUUAGUUCCAGAUGCGCUUUGCCUACAAAAUAAUUCUUUGUUUGCGCUGCAGAAUUUGCAGCCGUGGAGUGAAAACACUGCAAAGAUUAGCAGUGUGUCAGCCUGCGAAUGACUGUGUUCAACUACGUGUCAUAAUAUUUUCAUCAAGAACCGAAACUUCACAACUUAUCUGACUUAAGAAAAAGUCUUAAUGUUUGUUUUCUAACAUCACAUUUAAAGUGUAAAACAGUGAUGUCCAAAUUAAUAAAAUACACGUAUUGAUUAUUAAUCACGUGUAUAAUUAGAUACGCUCUUAUUUUGUCAGCUACAACCCAAUAUGCAUACAGUAAUCUAAUAUAUAAUGUACGAAAUGACACAUCUUCACAUGUUUGUUCACACGUACACUCAUACUUUUUUAAAUAUUAGAACAUAUCCAUCCACACGUGUGUAUUAGAUAUACAUGCUAUUAUGCUAUCAAGAAACAGAUACGCAAAAGACUGUAAGGCAAUAUUGGCCAAUCAGAAGCGCAGAUGACGUAAUUUCCAGAGGUGGUACAACAGUGAAGAUGGCUAAUCAGGGUAAUGAGGGGCAUAUUCACGCCUUUUUCUGUCAAUGUAGAACAAAAGUAGCAAUUUAUUUAAGAGUCAUUUUAGUAUUUUUAAAAUCCACUGGCAGACAUUGUUUGUCGCUGUACCUUUUUUUUAUCAAACGAUUUAACACACCAAAAGUAUAUGUUGACAAUAUAUUAACAGAAUAAGGCACAUAUUUAAGGUUGAGUAAUCAAUACCGAUAUAUAAAUCAAAAUCAUUUUAAAGACAGUAAUGAUAGAGUCAAUUCAAAUAAAAAUGAUAAUAAUGGGCUUUUUAAAAGAUCAUUUAAAAAUGUUCCCAUAAAGACAAUAAUUUAGGGGCUUUUCUAUGUUUUACCAUUUUCCAAGAUUGUAUUAAUAAUUAGAAAUUAUAAAGUCAAUCGGAGAAUUUUUGGUUUCACUUUAAAACAAUCGGCUUGUGUGUACAAAACAUGUAACGUAAUCAUUUUAAAAAUAAUUUUUAAUUUGUUAUCUUUCGGGAAUAUACCAAAUUUAAUCUAUUCUUUCGUAUAUGGGGACAUCUUAAUACCAUUGUCUUUCUCUUCCCAAAAUAAAUGUACAUGAUCACAUUCCAAAAAUAAAUGAUUCUCAUAUUCUACUGUAUUACAAAUAUAACAGUUGUUAACCAUAAUGUUAUAUUUUUGGGUAACAUUUAAAUAAUCAUUUUAGAUUGUAUGACUUUACUUUUGGGAAGAAAUGGAAUUUAUCAUGUCUUAUUUUCCAUUGUUUUACUUUUGUAAACUUUUUAGGAUAUAUCGUCUAUGAAUUGGGCCUGGAAAAUAUUAUUUUACUAACACCCACCUCAAAUAUAAAGGUAUGUAUGAAUAAGGUGUUGUGUUUGAAUAUAAAACAUCUAGAGUCCUCUAAGAUUUUAAAGGUAGAGAGAGGUUUUGCUUUGGUGAUCUUCAGAAACUGAGUUCUUGUCAACAUUGAAACUCAUCUCUGUUUAUAUGUUAACAAAAUGCCAUAACUGUCA